Manis javanica (Malayan pangolin) is the source of this 4475-nucleotide messenger RNA. NCBI's taxonomy places the organism in Eukaryota, Metazoa, Chordata, Mammalia, Pholidota, Manidae. The record is from RefSeq and is a predicted model, not a curated record.
AUGGAACACUUCAUUUUAUGGUCCCGUUACGCCAUAACCCUACUCUGCCGAAGCCGAACACUUGGGAGAGCAAUAGUGAUUCCCAGCGCUGCGCCCCGGGGGCGCCUGGCCUCAAGCCUACCGGCCCGUCCGAGGGACACCCGGCCUGCAAGGGGCAGUCAAGGUUCCCUGAGGGCGCCGGGAAAUUCAGUGCUCUUCACACGCUACGGACAAGAAUCAGGCAGGGUAGAAAAAAGGCGAAUUUCUUCCCCAGAGUCCUGGUCCCGUUACGCCACUGGCUUGGCCUCAGAGCCUUCACGAAUAUGGCUUUGCGCACUGCGGCGAGGCUGCGCCGCAACCAAACUUGCCCGGUGCCUCUUCCCCGCCUCCCUGCGCGGAUUGGUGGCAGGCGGCACCCAGACUACUGAUUGGGUAGUGAAGGAGCCAUUCGGGACGGCUCUGAAGGAAUCCGACAGAUCUGGCUUGUUGCAGUUGGGGGCCGUCCCGUGCGGAGCCGAGCCUGGGGUCGGGGCGGGCCGAGGCGCGGGUGUGCUGCGACGGCAGGGAGCGUGGCGGGGCAGCGCGCGCCGCGACGGGGAGGGACGCGGGCCGGCGGAGAAGGCCCGGCCGUUGGCGCUGGACCAGCCGAGGCACAGGAGUCCCGGGGCCUGGCCUCCCUAUGGGGAGGUAUGUGGAGCCUCUGUGUCGGCCGGGAGCGAAGGGCCCUCCCAGCGGGCCCCGCCUGGGACGGGAGAGGGAGAACAAGGACUUAGGCCCUUCCGUCCGGAGGCAAGGGAACGGAGAGGCGUCUGUCAGUCCCUUGGGGGUUUACAGGGCGGGAGGGAGCCGGCUUGGAGGCGGCUGGUGGGCAGGAGGCCGCCCUCCUGCCUGGAGAACAAAGAGCCGGGCGUGGGGGCGGCCUCCGCUCCCCCCCACCCCCGACCGAGGCUUGUUCCCGGCGGCUUCGCAGGAAGCCCUCGUCUUCGCCUGCUUAGUGCCAGCCACUGUCCACCCCGUCCCUCUCGCAACUUCGCGGAUGCCCUCCGUGCGGGGGAGUUUAAAGAAUGGACAGUGAAGAAGACUGCUAAGCAGUCUUCACCUAACUCUGAACCAGUCUCCGCCAAAGUGGAGAGUGCGAUUGCAGAAGGGGGUGCUUCUCGUUUCAGUGCUUCUUCGGGCGGAGGAGGAAGUAGGGGUGCACCUCAGCACUAUCCCAAGACUGCUGGCAACAGCGAGUUCCUGGGGAAAACCCCAGGGCAAAACGCUCAGAAAUGGAUUCCUGCACGAAGCACUAGACGAGAUGACAACUCCGCAGCAAACAACUCCGCAAAUGAAAAAGAACGACAUGAUGCAAUCUUCAGGAAAGUAAGAGGCAUACUAAAUAAGCUUACUCCUGAAAAGUUUGACAAGCUAUGCCUUGAGCUCCUCAAUGUGGGUGUAGAGUCUAAACUCAUCCUUAAAGGGGUCAUACUGCUGAUUGUGGACAAAGCCCUAGAAGAGCCAAAGUAUAGCUCAUUGUAUGCUCAGCUAUGUCUGCGGUUGGCAGAAGAUGCACCAAACUUUGAUGGCCCAGCAGCAGAGGGUCAGCCAGGACAGAAGCAAAGCACAACAUUCAGACGCCUCCUAAUUUCCAAAUUACAAGAUGAAUUUGAAAAUCGAACCAGAAAUGUUGAUGUCUAUGAUAAGCGUGAAAAUCCCCUCCUCCCUGAGGAGGAGGAACAGAGAGCUAUUGCUAAGAUCAAGAUGUUGGGGAACAUCAAAUUCAUUGGAGAACUUGGAAAGCUUGAUCUUAUUCAUGAAUCUAUCCUUCAUAAGUGCAUCAAAACACUUUUGGAAAAGAAGAAGAGAGUCCAACUCAAAGAUAUGGGAGAGGAUUUGGAGUGCCUCUGUCAGAUAAUGAGGACAGUGGGACCUAGAUUAGACCAUGAACGAGCCAAGUCCUUAAUGGAUCAGUACUUUGCCCGAAUGUGUUCCUUGAUGUUAAGUAAGGAAUUGCCAGCGAGGAUUCGUUUCCUGCUGCAGGACACCGUAGAGUUGCGAGAACACCACUGGGUUCCUCGCAAGGCUUUUCUUGACAAUGGACCAAAGACGAUCAAUCAAAUCCGUCAAGAUGCAGUAAAAGAUUUAGGGGUGUUUAUUCCUGCUCCUAUGGCUCAAGGGAUGAGAAGUGACUUCUUUCUGGAGGGGCCGUUCAUGCCGCCCAGGAUGAAAAUGGAUAGGGACCCACUUGGAGGACUUGCUGAUAUGUUUGGACAAAUGCCAGGUAGCGGAAUUGGUACUGGUCCAGGAGUUAUCCAGGAUAGAUUUUCACCCACCAUGGGGCGUCAUCGUUCAAAUCAACUCUUCAAUGGCCACGGGGGACACAUUAUGCCUCCCACCCAGUCGCAGUUUGGAGAGAUGGGAGGCAAGUUUAUGAAAAGCCAGAUUAGCCUGAGGCCUGCUCAGUCAUUCCUAAUGAAUAAAAAUCAAGUGCCAAAGCUUCAGCCCCAGAUAACUAUGAUUCCUCCUAGUGCACAACCACCACGCACUCAAACACCACCUCUGGGACAGACACCUCAGCUCGGUCUCAAAACUAAUCCACCACUUAUCCAGGAAAAGCCUGCCAAGACUAGUAAAAAGCCACCACCAUCAAAGGAAGAACUACUUAAACUAACUGAAACUGUUGUGACAGAAUAUCUGAAUAGUGGAAACACAAAUGAAGCUGUCAAUGGUGUGAGAGAAAUGAGGGCUCCUAAACAUUUUCUUCCUGAGAUGUUAAGCAAAGUAAUCAUCCUGUCACUGGAUAGAAGCGAUGAAGAUAAAGAAAAAGCAAGUUCUUUGAUCAGUUUACUCAAGCAGGAAGGGAUAGCCACAAGUGACAACUUCAUGCAGGCUUUCCUGAAUGUACUGGACCAGUGCCCUAAACUAGAGGUUGACAUCCCCUUGGUGAAAUCAUACUUAGCACAGUUUGCAGCUCGUGCCAUCAUUUCAGAGCUGGUGAGCAUUUCAGAACUAGCUCAACCACUGGAAAGUGGCACCCAUUUUCCUCUCUUCUUACUUUGUCUUCAGCAAUUAGCUAAGUUACAAGAUCGAGAAUGGUUAACCGAACUUUUUCAACAAAGCAAGGUCAAUAUGCAGAAAAUGCUCCCAGAAAUUGAUCAGAAUAAGGACCGCAUGUUGGAGAUUUUGGAAGGAAAGGGACUGAGUUUCUUAUUCCCACUUCUCAAAUUGGAGAAGGAACUGUUGAAGCAAAUAAAGUUGGAUCCAUCCCCUCAAACCAUAUAUAAAUGGAUUAAAGAUAACAUCUCUCCCAAACUUCAUGUAGAUAAAGGAUUUGUGAACAUCUUAAUGACUAGCUUCUUACAGUAUAUUUCUAGUGAAGUAAACCCACCCAGUGAUGAAACAGAUUCUUCCUCUGCUCCUUCCAAAGAACAGUUAGAGCAAGAGAAACAACUGCUGCUUUCUUUCAAGCCAGUAAUGCAGAAAUUCCUUCAUGAUCACGUUGAUCUGCAAGUCAGUGCCCUAUAUGCCCUUCAGGUGCACUGCUACAACAGCAACUUCCCAAAAGGCAUGUUACUCCGUUUUUUUGUUCACUUCUAUGACAUGGAAAUUAUUGAAGAAGAAGCCUUCUUGGCUUGGAAAGAAGAUAUAACCCAAGAGUUUCCGGGGAAAGGCAAGGCUUUGUUCCAGGUGAAUCAGUGGUUAACCUGGCUAGAAACUGCUGAAGAAGAAGAAUCAGAGGAAGAAGCUGACUAAAGAACCAGCCAAAGCCUUAAAUUGUGCAAAACAUACUGUUGCUAUGAUGUAACUGCAUUUGACCUAACCACUGCGAAAAUUCAUUCCGCUGUAAUGUUUUCACAAUAUUUAAAGCAGAAGCACGUCAGUUAGGAUUUCCUUCUGCGUAAGGUUUUUUUGUAGUGUAUGUCUUAAUCAUAGUCUACCAUCAAAUAUUUUAGGAGUAUCUUUAAUGUUUAGAUAGUAUAUUAGCAGCAUGCAAUAAUUACAUCAUAAGUUCUCAAGCAGAGGCAGUCUAUUGCAAGGACCUUCUUUGCUGCCAGUUAUCAUAGGCUGUUUUAAGUUAGAAAACUGAAUAGCAACACUGAAUACUGUAGAAAUGCACUUUGCUCAGUAAUACUUGAGUUGUUGCAAUAUUUGAUUAUCCAUUUGGUUGUUACAGAAAAAUUCUUAACUGUAAUUGAUGGUUGUUGCCGUAAUAGUAUAUUGCCUGUAUUUCUACCUCUAGUAAUGGGCUUUAUGUGCUAGAUUUUAAUAUCCUUGAGCCUGGGCAAGUGCACAAGUCUUUUUAAAAGAAACAUGGUUUACUUGCACAAAACUGAUCAGUUUUGAGAGAUCGUUAAUGCCCUUGAAGUGGUUUUUGUGGGUGUGAAACAAAUGGUGAGAAUUUGAAUUGGUCCCUCUUAUUAUAGUAUUGAAAUUAAGUCUACUUAAUUUAUCAAGUCAUGUUCAUGCCCUGAUUUUAUAUACUUGUAUCUAUCAAUAAACAUUGUGAUACUUGA